Cyanidioschyzon merolae strain 10D is the source of this 1029-nucleotide messenger RNA. Its product is annotated as ferredoxin-NADP+ reductase. The transcript has a single exon. NCBI's taxonomy places the organism in Eukaryota, Rhodophyta, Bangiophyceae, Cyanidiales, Cyanidiaceae. Gene Ontology annotation, molecular function: oxidoreductase activity. The record is from RefSeq and is a predicted model, not a curated record. Bases 1 to 1029 code for a protein of 342 amino acids.
AUGUUCGCUUUUCUACCGAGUAUCACUUCUCAUCGUCUGUACGUUUCUGGAAAAGAUGGGCUUCGUACGAGUACGCUCAAGACUGAGUCGGCUCGGUUGCAGACUCGGGUUGGGUGCCGCUCGCGCCCGGCGACGUUGCGCAUGGUCGCUGCCGAGAAGAAGGUACCGGUGAAUCUCUAUAAACCGAACGAUCCUCUUAUCGGGACCUGCAUUUAUAACAAGAAGAUUGUUGGGGACGACGCACCGGGCGAUACAUGUCACGUCAUCAUUCACCACGACGGCAAGCUGCCGUACCUCGAGGGGCAGUCUGUGGGCAUCAUCCCCGAGGGCACCGACGAGAAGGGUCGCCCGCAUAAACUUCGUCUCUAUUCGAUAGCCUCCACUGCCGCUGGUGACUUUGGAGACUACAAGACGCUGUCACUCGUGGUGAAGCGCUUAGUCUAUACGAAUGAGAAAGGAGAGGAGGUUCGUGGCGUUUGCAGCAACUACCUGAACGAUAUCAAGCCGGGCACUCCAGUGAAGAUGACCGGCCCCGUGGGUAAGGAGAUGCUUAUGCCGGACGACCCGAAUGCGACGAUCAUUAUGCUGGCCACGGGAACGGGCAUUGCGCCUUUCCGUGCCUUUAUGCGAAAGGCCUUCGUCGAGAAACACGCAGACUAUCAGUUCAAGGGGAAAAUGAUCCUUUACCUGGGUGUGCCAACGUCGUCAUCGCUGCUCUACCGAGAUGAGCUCGAAGAGAUGAAAGCGAAUGCGCCGGACCAGGUCGAACUCCACUACGCCAUCAGCAGGGAAAUGAAAAACAAACAAGGCGGAAAGUAUUACCUGCAAGACGCAAUGGCCGAGCGUGGUGAGGAAAUCUGGCAACUGCUGCAGAAGGAUAACACCUACGUCUACAUGUGUGGCUUGAAAGGAAUGGACUCGGGCAUCGAUGCUUUCAUGAAAGAUCUCGCGGCAAAGGAUGGCGUAGACUGGGCGACUUUUAAGAAGCAGCUGAAGCAACAGCAUCGCUACAAUGUGGAGGUAUACUGA